AUGAUGAUGGACUUCAUCAGCACUAACGGCCUCGACUUCUCCGGGACAAAGCAUGCAGGAGAUGACAGGUCCACAGUUGUGCUGGAUGCUGAUGUAGUGGCACUGUACCAGCAGGCUCUGGCGCCUGAGCGAAGAGGGCGGGCCGCCAUGAACGGGUCCGCGGGCGUGAUGAACGCCUCUCUGGGGCCACCUGCGCUGCCCGAGGGCCGCUACUCCAUCCCGGAGAUGGUGCUGAUCGCCAUCGUGGCCGGCUUCCUCAGCCUGGUGACGGUGGUCGGCAACUCCAUGGUCAUGAUCUCCUUUAAGAUCGACAAGCAGCUGCAGACCAUCAGCAACUACUUCCUGUUCAGCCUGGCGGUGGCCGACUUCGCGAUCGGCCUCAUCUCCAUGCCGUUGUUCACGGUGUCCACGCUGCUCGGGUACUGGCCCCUGGGGCCGCACAUCUGCGACACGUGGCUGGCGCUCGACUACCUCGCCAGCAACGCGUCCGUGCUCAACCUGCUCAUCAUCAGCUUCGACCGGUACUUCUCGGUCACGAGGCCGCUCACGUACCGCGCCAAGAGGACCAACAGUCGGGCGGCCAUCAUGAUCGGCUGCGCGUGGGGCAUCUCGCUGCUGCUGUGGCCGCCGUGGAUAUACUCGUGGCCUUACAUCGAGGGCGAGCGAACCGUCCCCGACGACGAGUGCUACAUACAGUUCAUCGAGACCAACCACUACAUCACGUUCGGCACUGCCAUCGCCGCCUUCUAUGUGCCCGUGUCCGUCAUGUGCAUCCUCUACUGGCGCAUCUGGCGCGAGACGGAGAAGAGGCAGAAGGACCUGCCCAACCUGCAGGCGGCGGGCAAGAAGGACAGCAGCAAGCGGUCCAACUCCAGCGACGAGGCGGUGGACCUGGAGGACUGGAAGAGGUCGCGCUCGGAGUCCAGCACGGCCGUGGACGAGAUCGACUCCACGUACAUGUCGAACGCCCAACAUGUGGCGACAUCUGUUGUUGAAAAGCAGAACUACAUGCAUAAAGACUCGCGGCCGCUCAGCUGGCGCUGGGUGCGCGACUGGUGCGUGGCGUGGUGGCACAGCGGCCACGAGGAGGAGUACGAGGACACGGCCAGCGAGAUGGGCUACGCCACGCCCGUGUCCGUGGAGACGCCGCUGCAGUCGAGCGUGUCGCGCUGCACCUCGCUCAACGUGAUCCGCGACCCGUACGCCGGCCAGCAGCCGCCGCAGCAGACGCCCACACGCCACCUGCAGCAGCGGCUCGCCGCGCGCUCCGUCUCCAGCGACUCGGUGUACACAAUCGUGAUCCGGCUGCCGCCCGACACGGCGAGCUGCGACAACGGGCCCGACCAGCCGUCCAUCAAGAUGAUCGCCGACGACGCGGGGGCGCCGCGCGGCGUCGCGGCGCAGCGGCGGGUGGACAGCGCCGACUACAGCCUGAGCCUGCACCCGGCGGGGCCCUUCUCGCCCGCCUCGCCGGCCGUCAACCGGCGGCCGUCGCACAUGCCCGACGUGCGCAUCCCGCUCAACGCCAAGAUCAUCCCCAAGCAGCUGGCGGCCGGCUCCAAGGCGCUGCUGGGCUCGGGCCCCAAGCUGCAGCACCCGCACAAGAAGAAGAAGAAGACGCAGGAGAAGAAGCAAGACAAGAAGGCGGCCAAGACGCUGUCCGCCAUCCUCCUCACGUUCAUCAUCACGUGGACGCCGUACAACAUCCUGGUGCUGCUCAAGCCACUGACCGCCUGCACCGGCUGCAUCCCGCAGGAGCUCUGGGACUUCUUCUACUACCUCUGCUACAUCAACAGCACCAUCAACCCGGUGUGCUACGCUCUCUGCAACGCGUCCUUCCGCCGGACCUACGUGCGCAUCCUCACGUGCAAGUGGCACAACCGCAACCGCAGCGCCAUGAACCGUGGCUUCUACAACUGA
Molecule: messenger RNA, 1920 nt
Organism: Bacillus rossius redtenbacheri
Lineage: Eukaryota; Metazoa; Arthropoda; Insecta; Phasmatodea; Bacillidae
Gene: mAChR-A
Product: muscarinic acetylcholine receptor DM1
Exons: 8
Coding region: 1-1920 (639 amino acids)
Biological process (GO): adenylate cyclase-inhibiting G protein-coupled acetylcholine receptor signaling pathway; G protein-coupled receptor signaling pathway, coupled to cyclic nucleotide second messenger; chemical synaptic transmission
Cellular component (GO): synapse; plasma membrane; dendrite
Molecular function (GO): G protein-coupled serotonin receptor activity; G protein-coupled acetylcholine receptor activity
Source: RefSeq, a predicted model, not a curated record